Molecule: messenger RNA, 2874 nt
Organism: Coprinopsis cinerea okayama7#130
Lineage: Eukaryota; Fungi; Basidiomycota; Agaricomycetes; Agaricales; Psathyrellaceae
Product: transposase domain-containing protein
Exons: 5
Coding region: 1-2874 (957 amino acids)
Source: RefSeq, a predicted model, not a curated record
AUGAACCACCACCCAGCCCAAUUCUCUCCGCCAACUCACCUGGAUGCCGAGGACGUUGUCAUGGGUUCACCAAUUUCUCAACAGCUCCUACAAGAUCCUGUUAUUGAACCUCAGCCUUCAGCCGGUUCAUCAAACAAGUCGACUGUUACGAAUCCUUUGGAAACAUGGCAGAAAGAGCGAAUCCGGAGGAGCGCUUGGGUCGAGGACUAUCCUGAAGACGACGAGGGAAGGGAUGGCGAGGGGGAUGAUGAUGAGGGAUUCAUUUACGAGGAUUGGGAAGAAGAAGAGAAUGGGGGUGGGGAUGCAGAUGGAGAUAUAGAUGGAGGCGAAGACAAGGAAGAGGCUGCAAGUCCAGUCACAGACGCUGAUGGCAUUCCUCUUCGUACGUCGAAUGAGGAAUUCGAGCGUAUGAUAUCGGAGCACUUGCUCGAGCUAUCAGAAGACGAUGAGGCGCUACUUCGUGCCUACUCAUACAAACUGAAGCACAACAUUACGGACGCAGCUUUUGACGACCUCCGCUUUCUCAGUCCUGGCUAUGCGCUCCCUAAAUGGAAGAAGGCUCGCCGAUAUAUAAAUCUUCUCACUCGAUUCACCCAAACCAUCUACGAUUGCUGUGUCAAGUCGUGCAUCGCCUAUAUUGGGGUCUAUGCGGAACUUGAGCAAUGUCCUUACUGCCAGGAGCCCCGAUAUAACAGUAAUGGGAACCCUCGGAGGCUCUACAAAUAUAUCCCUAUCCCCGAACGACUCAAAGCACUCUACGCCAAUCCUGAUAUGGCCAGACUGAUGAAUCAUCGACACGAAGAAAGCUGCCGCGCCAACCCCAAUAACGACAUUGAAGAUUACUACGAUGGUGCGCGGUACAAGCAUUUGGUGGAGAAGACCGUCGAGCUUUGUGGGGAAGUCCUAGACCACAAGUUCUUCGAGGAUGCCACCGAUAUCGCUCUCGGUAUUGCAACAGACGGCUUCGCCCCAUUUCGGAAACGCACGCAGACAUGCUGGCCAAUUCUCAUUUAUAACCUCAACCUCCCUUCCGACAUUCGCUUCCACCUGAAGCACCUUAUCUGUGUUGGCGUCAUACCAGGUCCCGAAAAGCCAAAAGACUUCGAUUCAUUCUUGUAUCCAUUGGUGGAGGACUUGUUCGAACUUGCAGCCGGCGUUGAAGCAUACCAUGCUAUCCGCCAGGAGACGUUUCUUCUCAAGGCGUACCCCAUGUUUGGGUCGGGAGACAUGCCGGCCGUUUCUAUGAUGAUGUCGAUGAAGGGGCAUAACGGCAUUUUCCCUUGUCGUAUGUGCGAGAUCGAAGGUGUUCUCAAGCCAGGGACCACCACCUACUAUGUUCCAUUACGGCGACCGCGAGGAUUCCCCCCUGCCGCGGAUGGAACGAUCAACUAUGACCCCGCCAAACUCCCUCUUCGAACCCACGACAACUUUCUUUCCCAAGGCCGAGCUGUCCAGAAUGCACCCACCCAGGUUGAGGCUGAAACACUUGCAAAAGCGUGCGGCAUCAAAGGUGUCCCCAUCCUUUCCCAUGUCCCAUCUUUAUCCUUUCCCCAUUCUUUCCCCCUCGAUUUCAUGCACCUUGGUUACGAGAACACCCUCAAAAACUAUGUCAACUUCCUCAGCGGCGACUUCAAGGAUCUCAAGCACGACGGCGAGGGCUAUCGCAUUGAGAAAAAGACAUGGGAAGCGAUUGGUGCAGCCACUGCUAAAUCUGGUGAUACCAUUCCCUCUGCGUUUGCAGCUCGACCUCGAAACCUCUCUGAUGACCGGAAAGGUGUGACAGCCGACAUGUACAGCACCUGGGCCCUUUGGAACGGACCUGUUUACCUCCGCGAUGCGUUUCCUGAGCGGAAGUUCUAUGUUCACUAUCUACAGCUGGUCGAACUCAUCAAUCUAUGCCUCAAGUUUACGAUCACGCAAGAGGACUUGGCAGCUAUCCGGUCAGGGUUUAUUGAGUGGGUUGUGACGUAUGAGAAUCUACUGCACAUUGCCGAUGGUAUCGAGCAGAUGGGCCCCCCAUGGGUGUACUGGGCCUUUCCAAUGGAGCGUUUCUGUGGAAAGCUGGCUCGAACCAUCAAAAGUCGGCGCUUUCCCUUUGCCAACCUCGAUAAUCAAGUCCUAGGCCAAGCUCAGCUUUCAUAUUUGAUCACCUUACAUGACCUAGACGACCGCGUUACAUUACGCAUACCAAGGAAGAAGAUGGAGUAUGAGAUUCCAAAUCCGAGUCACGAGAAAUAUACCAGAUACCGCCUCGGUUAUCCUCGAAAACCGUUUGAUUUGACGUCGGUUCGAGGUCUCCAGAAGGCUGUUGCUGCAGCACUUGUCACCCGGUUUUCCCCUGACAAUCCUUCCGAGGCUGGUGGGAUUACGAUGAAUGAUGCCUUGUAUAUUCUCAACAACUCAACCGUUGAGCAGUGGGGUAAACUCAAGAGGCUCGAAGGAGGUGAUACCAUGCUUGCAUCAGAGAUCCUGAAAGCUUCCAGCAAUUGUGAUGACCGACGCGACGCGACCUUCGUUCGGUACAAACUAGCGGUCGACCUCAACGCUCGCUUCAAGAACAAGCCAACCAAGUACAGGACCAAUAUCUUCUAUGGCCAGCUCACAUACAUUCUCGCCAUUUCCAUGCCCGCAGUCGAAGGAAUUCCUGAACUUUCUCAACCGACAACCAUGGUCUUGGGUGUCGUCAACAAGUGCCAUGUCACAAGCAGGCUCUCACCAAAGCUCAACAUCCAUUUCUACAGAAAGGCUCAGGGUACCGACGUUACAGAUAUCACAAACAUCAAAUGUCUGAUUGGGAGGAUUCCAUGGAAUAAGGAAUGGGCGAUUUGUGAUAGGAGCCAGGUUAGAACAAAUAUACCCGAGUACGACGAUUAG